AGACGGAACAGAUGAAACGAAACGUCUGUAAUGGUAUGCAAUCUACAGUCCCUAAAGUCAAAGCCUCGAAAUCUCUCUCUCUUUCUGGGAAGAAAAUGAAACAUCUGCUAUUCGAGUAUUAUGGAACUUGCAAUUCUGAGGAAGGUUUUCGAUUACUAAAAGACUAUGCGACGCGGCAAUUCAAUGCUUUCCUCUGGAUUUCUCUUGUUACCAUCACUGCUCUCUUGCUCGAGAAGCUUUUCAAGUUGUUUAGUUUAUGGUCUAAAGCGAGGAGAAUCGCCGGGCCUCCUUGUUCUUCCUUCUUCGGGCAUAAUCACUUUGGUUCCCGCGGGAAUUUCAUCGACCUGUUGUCGGAGCUGCACAAUAAAUAUGGAUCAGUUUUCAAAUUGUGGUUGGGGCCUACUCAGCUUCUGGUAUCCAUAAAGGACCCAGAACUUAUCAAAGAGAUGCUUUUGAAGGCUGAGGACAAAUUGCCUAUUACUGGGAAGGCUUUUCGUUUAGCCUUUGGCCAAUCAAGCCUUUUCUUCUGCUCCUAUGAACAGGCAGAAAAAAGGAGAGAGUCAUUGGCAUUGCAGUUGAAUGAAAAGUUGCUUGGUAGAGCAGAUAUAUUUCCUAAAUCUGUCAUAGAUUCUAUCAUGGAAAGAAUAGAUGAGAUCAUGAGCGAAGGAGGUGUUGAUUGUAAAAUUGUUUCUCAACAUAUGGCUUUUACCAUUUUGGGGACAACACUCUUUGGAGAAGCAUUCUUGGCAUGGUCUAAGGCAAAUUUCUACGAGGAUCUUUUAAUGAUGAUUGCUAAAGAUGCCUCCUUUUGGGCCUCAUAUAGAGUUACUCCCUUCUGGAAACAGGGAUUUUGGAGGUACCAAUCUUUAUGUACAAAUUUGAAAUAUUUAACUCAGGAUAUGGUUCAACAAUGCAGAAAAAACUGCAAACUUUUUCAUCAUGUGGAUCAAAACUCAAAGUUUGAAACUGUCAAAUACGGGAUGAAAACUGCAUCUGGCAUACCCUCAUCUGGUGUAGUGUUGCAAGAUAAAUUCUCAAGGAGGCUUGAUGGCCAUCUUAAUUCAAAGGAAGAUCCAUGUGGGAAUAUUAUGGGUAUGAUGUUUCAUGGAUGCAUUGCCACUGCAGGUUUGGUGUCUUCCAUCUUGGAGAGGCUUGUCACGACUCCAGAGAUCCAGGAUAAGAUAUACUCAGAAAUUAUUAUGGUUAGGCAUGGAUUGUCAGAAGAUGCUCAAAAUGUUGAUAAGAUGGUCUUGCUUUUGGCAACUAUUUAUGAAUCAGCUCGCCUUCUGUCACCAGGACCUUUGCUGCAAAGAUGUUCUUUGAAAGAUGAUUUGAGACUCAAAAAUGGUGUAACUAUACCAGCUGGAGCAGUACUGGUUGUACCAGUGCAUUUGCUGCAGAUGGAUGAAACUAGUUGGGGGAGUGAUGCUAGCAAAUUUAAUCCAUAUCGGUUUUUGUCAAAAAUUGGAAAGGCGACUGAUUCAGAGCAGAAUAUUUCAUUUGCAGAGGUUGCUGAAGGGUCCGUUGACCCAACUCGGAGCUCAUUCAUUUUGAAAGAUCCAAAUGACAAUGCAGCAUUUCUUUCCUUUGGUUCUGGUAUCCGUGCGUGCGUGGGUGAGAAAUUUGUAAUCCGCGGGGUUGCCACUUUGUUUGCUUCAUUGCUCGAACGCUAUGAGGUGAGGCGUCAACCAAGACUGGGAAAUGACCCGAAAUCAAGCGGUCCAGAGAUGGUGUUUGUGAGGAGAAACAGUCAAGAGGAAGAUUAAGUGAGAAGGUUACCAUGCAUGAACGAGCUUUUUGAAUUGUUGCUUCAUCAAUUCGUUGUUGUAUACCCACUUAAACCGAAAAUAAUCGCUUCUUCAGAAUAGAUGGGGAGUCCUUUCCUUUUUUGCUCAGUAGCAGUAGCUGCCAAAGAGGAGGAGGUAGCAUGAGUGUUUUAGGUGUCAUGCUUUUUCUCUUCAUGUUUUUAGGAUGGCUAGAGCGCUGUCCUUAAUGCCAUGAUAAACCUGGUUUGGUUUUGAAGCACUCGAGCCUGCAUUCGCUGCCGAGCAGCGGUUUUCUUCCCCAUCUUUCAUCUUUGAAGCUGCUACUUAUUGUUGUUAUCAUUUCCCUAAUUGUUCUCUCCUAUGAACUUUCUUUUUUCUCUCUCCAAGAGGGAGUUUAUGUUGUAACUUGAUGCUUACAGAAUAAUGUGCAACAAUGUAAUAUAUUAUACUAUUUAUUUAUGAAUAAAUUCUCCAUGA
This is a messenger RNA of Manihot esculenta (cassava), 2243 nucleotides long. RefSeq names its product 11-oxo-beta-amyrin 30-oxidase. Bases 12 to 1766 code for a protein of 584 amino acids. Gene Ontology annotation, molecular function: heme binding; oxidoreductase activity, acting on paired donors, with incorporation or reduction of molecular oxygen; iron ion binding. Lineage: Eukaryota; Viridiplantae; Streptophyta; Magnoliopsida; Malpighiales; Euphorbiaceae. The transcript has 7 exons. The record is from RefSeq and is a predicted model, not a curated record.